Cynara cardunculus var. scolymus (artichoke) is the source of this 1764-nucleotide messenger RNA. Its product is annotated as probable serine/threonine-protein kinase At1g01540. Bases 149 to 1669 code for a protein of 506 amino acids. Lineage: Eukaryota; Viridiplantae; Streptophyta; Magnoliopsida; Asterales; Asteraceae. Gene Ontology annotation, molecular function: protein kinase activity; ATP binding. The record is from RefSeq and is a predicted model, not a curated record. Gene Ontology annotation, biological process: protein phosphorylation. The transcript has 7 exons.
CCAUCAAUACUACCACCACUACCAUUACCAUAGCCUCCUUUUUUUGUCUCUCUUUCUUCAUUAUCUUCUGCGAAUUGUCUCUUUGUCAUGUAGCUUCAUCGUACUAAUUACCACCAGAAACAUACUUCCUUCAACCACAACAAUUCAAAUGUCUGGCUUCUUAAACGAUGAGCUCUCCAAGAAAACCUCUAUUUUUGGUUUAAGAUUAUGGGUUGUGGUUGGAAUUUGCGUUGGAGCCACCAUUGUUAUCUUGAUGUUCUUAAUUUCUCUCUAUUUCACCUCAAAACACAACAAUUCCUGCAAGAAAACCAAAACCUUGCCUCAAAAACCCACAAUUCCAAACAUCUCCAAAGAAAUUCGUGAAAUCAGAGUCGACCCGACCCGAACCCAUGUCCAAGAAACCCCCAAACAACAGCAUCAGCAUCCUCCGGGUCAAAGCCCGUUUCACGAAUCAGAUUCUUUGGCUGUAGUUGAUAGACAUGCAGAGGAUGAGAGUAAUUUAAAUGGCUACCAGAAGAUUCAGAUAGAGAUAGGCAAGAAGCACCGUAUUUCUUACCCAGGUGGUGGCGGGUCGUCCCAUGAAAUCGGGUCGGGCGAUCAACAGUCAAUUAUAUCGGUUCAACCCGAGGUUUCCCAUUUGGGUUGGGGCCAUUGGUAUACUCUUAGAGAGCUCGAAAUUGCCACAAACGGGUUUGCAGAUGAGAAUGUGAUUGGCGAAGGUGGAUAUGGGAUUGUUUAUUGUGGUGUUUUGGUGGAUAAAAGCACAGUUGCUGUCAAGAAUUUGCUCAACAACAGAGGACAAGCCGAGAGGGAGUUUAAGGUUGAAGUAGAAGCAAUUGGACGCGUACGCCAUAAGAAUCUAGUCAGGUUGCUCGGCUUUUGUGUCGAAGGAGCUCACAGGAUCCUCGUUUACGAGUAUGUAGACAACGGGAACUUAGAACAAUGGCUUCAUGGAGAUGUAGGUUCGACUAGCCCGCUUACAUGGGAGAUACGAAUGAACAUUAUACUCGGGACAGCAAAAGGGUUGACCUAUUUGCACGAAGGACUCGAGCCCAAAGUUGUUCAUCGUGAUAUCAAAUCGAGUAAUAUUUUGCUCGAUAGGCAAUGGAACCCCAAGGUUUCAGAUUUCGGUUUGGCCAAGCUUUUGGGCUCCGAAAGGAGUUAUGUCACCACCCGAGUCAUGGGAACAUUUGGGUACGUUGCUCCCGAGUAUGCUAGUACGGGCAUGUUGAAUGAAAGAAGUGAUGUAUACAGUUUCGGGAUCCUUAUUAUGGAGAUAAUUAGCGGUAGAAACCCUGUCGACUAUAGCCGGCCUCCAGGAGAGGUAAAUCUUGUCGAUUGGCUUAAAACGAUGGUAACAAAUAGGAAUGCCGAGGGGGUUUUGGAUCCUAAAAUACCCGAGAAACCUUCUUCGAGAGCACUGAAGCGUGUCCUUUUGGUAGCUUUACGUUGCGUGGAUCCAAGUGCUCAAAAACGGCCGAAGAUGGGUCACGUGAUUCACAUGCUUGAGGCAGACGAUUUUCCGUUUAGAGACGAAAGGAGAGGAAGUCGGGAAACCGGAAGGGAGAGGUCGUUUGAGAAACGGCAUAUCGAGUCGGGUGAUAGUAGCGGGUACGAAAGUAGCAUUCAGACAAACAGAUCUGAAUGGAAAAGGCAAGAACAGCAGUAGAUUGAGAGCUGACCAAUUCAGAUGUGUAUAAUGUUGUCCAUUCAUGUAAGUUUACACUACACGUUCACGACUAGUCAUUGUUGAUUCCAUAGCAA